AAAUUCGAUAAGAUAUAAUAUACUCCGAUUAGCGAUUCUUAUCGUACAGAUAAGCGAUUGUUUCAGUAUUACAAGUUUAUGUAUAUAUGAAAUAUAUCGAUAGAAAAGAAUUUACUCAUUGUUGCGUCCUAUGUACGCGUAUAUCGAUUUUGUUGCUCAUCUCUAAUAAAAAUAAGGCGGGAUUUCAUGGAUUGUGUGCUAAAAUUGUUGUCAAAUGCUUGUUAAUGCAUUAAAAUGUUUACAUUUGGUAAAACAUGCGCGGUUCUACAGUAAGCAAACAAAGGAUAUGAAGUUUUUAAAUGUAGCUGAAAAGAAUGAUGCGGCCAAAACAAUUGCAGGCCUACUUUCAAAUGGCACUGCGCAGCGGCGUGAAGGCUAUUCGGUGUAUAAUAAGGUGUACGAUUUUGAGACUCAAGUACGCGGCCGUAAUGCCAAAAUGGUCAUGACUUCCGUAUCGGGACAUCUGAUGGAAUUGGAGUUUCUUCAAUCAUACCGAAAUUGGCGUAAUGUCGAUCCACGUUCGCUUUUCGAUGCACCCAUACGUAAGAGCGUCAGUGAAAACUAUUUGCCCAUCAAGAGAACGCUGGAACGUGAGGUGCGUGGCUGUCAGGGGUUGAUAAUCUGGACGGAUUGUGAUCGCGAGGGCGAAAAUAUUGGCUAUGAAAUUAUCGAUGUAUGUCGCGCCAUCAGACCCAAUUUGACAAUUCAUCGUGCCAUUUUCUCAGAAAUUACCUCAGUUGCAGUUCGUCGCGCUUUACAACAGUUGGGGGUGCCGGAUAAGCGACAAAGCGAAGCUGUGGAUGUGCGCACCGAGCUUGAUUUGCGAACUGGCGCAGCCAUAACACGUUUUCAAACAAUGCGACUCCAACGUCUAUUCCCCGGAAAUAUUGCAGACAAGCUCAUUUCUUAUGGCAGCUGUCAAAUACCCACAUUGGGGUUCGUAGCCGAGCGCUACAAGGAAAUUGAAGCCUUUGUCUCCGAACCCUUCUGGAAAAUCAGGGUCCUGCACUCCAUUGAGGAUCUUACAGUGGAGUUCAAUUGGGCGCGCAAUCGUUUGUUUGAUAAAGAUGCUUGCGAGAACUAUUUGCUACUGUGCUUAGCCGAGCCAGAGCCGCGAGCUACUGUUGAAAGCGUUAUAGUGAAGCCGAAGCAUAAGUGGCGACCCACACCGUUGGAUACCGUGGAAAUGGAAAAGUUGGGCUCACGCAAACUGAAGCUGUCCGCCAAGGAGACGAUGACCAUAGCCGAAAAACUCUAUAGCAAGGGUUUGAUAAGCUACCCACGUACCGAGACCAAUCAGUUUUCCAAGGAAUUCGAUUUGACCCCCCUUGUGGAGCAUCAAACGGCGCACGAGCAUUGGGGUGCAUUUGCUCAACGUGUCCUCGAAUGGGGACCAAAUCCGAGAAACGGUAACAAAUCCGAUCAAGCGCAUCCGCCUAUACAUCCCACCAAAUUAGUCUCAAAUCUACAGGGCAAUGAGGCGCUCGUAUACGAAUUGGUCGUGCGACACUUUCUCGCAUGCGUCAGCAAGGAUGCUGUUGGCUCGGAGACAAUUGUCAACAUUGAUAUAGCAGGGGAGAAAUUUAGUGCAAACGGAUUGGUCAUACACGAAAGAAACUAUUUGGACGUUUACGUGUAUGAUAAGUGGAGUGCCAAGCAGAUUCACAAUUAUCAGCGGGGUCAGCGAUUUGAGCCGACGGAGAUUAUGCUACAUGAGGGAGCGACUACAGCCCCCCCGCUGCUUACAGAAGCUGAUUUGAUAGCGUUGAUGGAGAAGCACGGAAUUGGUACAGAUGCAACUCAUGCGGAGCACAUCAAUACAAUCAAAGAGCGUGGCUACAUAGGCGUGGUGGAAAAAGGAGCUCUAGUGCCAGGUGUCAUUGGUAUGGGUUUGUACGAGGGCUACGAUGCCAUGGAGUUAACUUUGUCAAAGCCACUGCUGCGUGCUGAAUUCGAAGCUGAUCUGAAACGCAUUUGCCUGGGCGAAAAGGAACCAAAGCUUGUGCUGCGCGAGCAAAUUGCUAAAUAUAAGUUAGCCUACCAGCAGAUUAUGGACAAGAUCACAGCCAUGGAUGACAAAAUCGCGCAAAGGAUUAAUGAAACUCCAACGGCAGCUACAGGAAGCGAGUCAAGUGUCUUGGUGCAUGAGCUGUUUCAGUGCCCGAAAUGUGACCAGGCCCCCUUGGCAUUAAAGCCCAAAAAGAAUCAGACAAGCUUUUUCAUUGGAUGCCUUAAUUUUCCCGACUGUAAGAAUGUCAUUUGGCUGCCGGAGGAGUGCAAGGAGUUAACCGUGCUGGAGGAAUGCUGCCCCACGUGCGGCGAAGGCUAUAAAAUGCUCAAAUUUAAGCUAAGCACUCCCUACUAUCGUGGUUUGUUCAAUGCUCCCCAUGGGUGGUAUAAGAAUUGCUUACGGUGUGAUGAAUUGUUUCGAAGAACCUUCAAUAUCAAUCUAGACCAGGUGAAGCGCGUUGGCGGUAUUGUGGCACAGGCGGGGAGCUCAGGACCCGGACCAGAUGGUGGAGGAGGUGGUGGUGGUGGAGGUUGGGGCCGAGGUGGUGGUGGAGGUUGGGGAGGAGGUGGUGGUGGAGGUAGGGGAGGAGGUGGUGGUGGAGGUAGGGGAGGAGGUGGAAGAGGUGGUGGUGACGACCGUGGCGAAGGCAGAGGUGGCAAAAAAGGAGGAGGAAGUGGUGGUGAAGGCGGUCCCGCUUCACGUACACGUCCGGGAAGUGGCAAUUCUUUUGGUUCAGAAGGCAAUGCAGAUACACAAAAGCCAACUAAACCGAAACGCAAAUCUAAAGCAAUAGAUGGAGCAGCAGCAGGCAGCACGACUACAAACAGUCGAGACAAUGGAAGUCUAGAGCGUUUUUUUGACAGCGACAAUGAUGGCUCCGACGAACAGCUGCUGGCAGCUGCAGCUGUAGCCGAAUCAGAAUCCGCAAUAGCUUCUCAGCUGGAUGAGGAUAUUGCAGCUGCAUUUGCUGCUGAUGAUGAUGCCGACUUUGAGGCCCUGCUGUCUGGAGACAACAAUCAUAGCAACAAUAACAAUAAGAGAAUGUCUGCUAAUUUGGAUAGCAGCUUAACUCAAUGGAUGCGCGAGGCUUACGAGGCCGAGGAGAGGCCCAUUCUGUGGGGCAGACAGGCGCAUGCGGCUGCCGAAACGAAGCCAACUGUAAAGAAGGCGAGAUUAAAUGAAGUUUCUCCAGAUCGGGCUUCAAACGCGGUGCUUUGCAGUGGCUGCCAUCAACCGGCGCGUCAGCAAACUGUGCUGCGCGAUGGACCCAAUAAGGGCAGGCAUUACUACAAAUGCCCCAAGCCUAAUGAGUGCAAAUUCUUUCAGUGGGCGGACCACCAUGCAACAGCAGCCGACACCACGUCCCAAAUCAGCAAUUGGGGAAGAGAAGUGCUGGAAAGCAACAGCUCUUCCAGUGGUGCAGCAGCAGUUGCCAGGGAGGAAAGCAAUUCAGAGGAUUUCUCAUGGGGCACAAAGGCAGCAGCACAGCGCAGUAACUCUCAAGAUUCCAAUGUUUCUAAUUGGGGCUCUGGAGGAACUAUGGAGCAAAACAGAAGCAGCUCACUGAAAACCUUCGGAUGGGGCACAGAAAGUGGUGCCCAACCAGGAACAACAGUCACGAAGGCAUCAACUUAUAACAAAAACUCAAGCUGGGGUAUACAGCCACCUACGCAACAAAGGGCAGGUGUCCAGAUAACGGAUGAUCGCAACAACCUCUCCAGUUGGGGUACAGCUGCUGUGAAUCCAAGCAACCAUGAUUGGGGUCGCAGCCGCAGUAGCCAAACCACCUCCACGUGGAAUCGCAAUGAUAGCAGCUACACAUCUACCAGCUCCCAAAACACAGGCAUCCGUUACAAUUCCAGCAGCACUAUUACCGUCACUCAACGAAGCGCUACCGAUAGUAACCCCAAAUGUAAUUGCGACAAGCCCGCUAAAGAUCUAAUCGUACGCAAGGAUGGACCCAAUAAGGGACGCUCUUUCUUUGCGUGCGCGAAUCGAGAGAAGUCCUGCGGCUUCUUUCAAUGGGGCGACACGAAUGAGCAACGAGAAGCCAACUCUUCGAAAUCAAAUGGAAGCGCUGCUGCUCCAGCUGGGAAUCGGACGCGUCGAUGUGGCCUGUGUCGUGAAGAAGGACACACUCGACAAAAGUGUCCGCGUAAAGAGGAUUUCAACUAUUGAAACAACGACUUCCUAAAUUAGCAUUAAAUUUUAUUUUAAAUAUUUGAGCUAACAGCAUAUUCUAUAUAUAACAAUACAUA
Molecule: messenger RNA, 4269 nt
Organism: Drosophila hydei
Lineage: Eukaryota; Metazoa; Arthropoda; Insecta; Diptera; Drosophilidae
Gene: Top3alpha
Product: DNA topoisomerase 3-alpha
Exons: 5
Coding region: 215-4189 (1324 amino acids)
Biological process (GO): DNA topological change
Cellular component (GO): chromosome; nucleus
Molecular function (GO): DNA topoisomerase type I (single strand cut, ATP-independent) activity; zinc ion binding; DNA binding
Source: RefSeq, a predicted model, not a curated record